This is a messenger RNA of Zygotorulaspora mrakii, 1338 nucleotides long. It is a transcript of the gene RAD52, whose product is annotated as recombinase RAD52. Gene Ontology annotation, biological process: double-strand break repair via homologous recombination; mitotic recombination; DNA recombinase assembly. Gene Ontology annotation, cellular component: nucleus. The record is from RefSeq and is a predicted model, not a curated record. The transcript has a single exon. NCBI's taxonomy places the organism in Eukaryota, Fungi, Ascomycota, Saccharomycetes, Saccharomycetales, Saccharomycetaceae. Bases 1 to 1338 code for a protein of 445 amino acids.
AUGGAAGGAAAAAAGUCAAUUGCGGGGCAUUCAACAGAAGACAUUCAGCUGAAAUUGGACAAGAAGCUCGGUCCAGAGUAUAUUUCGAAAAGAGUAGGCUAUGGAAGCAGCAGGGUUGCUUAUAUAGAAGGUUGGAGAGUUAUCAAUCUAGCUAAUCAGAUAUUUGGAUAUGACGGCUGGUCCACAGAGGUCAAGAGUGUAACGAUAGAUUUUUUAGAUGAGCGUCAAGGCAAGUUUUGUAUAGGUUGCACCGCGAUCGUUCGUGUAACACUCAGUGUAGGGGGGUAUCGAGAAGAUAUUGGCUAUGGAACUGUGGAAAAUGAAAGAAGAAAAUCGGCAGCCUUCGAAAGGGCAAAAAAAUCUGCGGUUACGGAUGCGCUAAAGAGAUCUUUAAGAGGGUUUGGCAAUGCGCUUGGCAAUUGCCUUUACGACAAAGACUUUCUCUCAAGAAUUGAUAAAGUGAAGUUUGAUCCACCAGAUUUUGAUGAAGGCAAUUUAUUUCGUCCAUCUGAUGAGAUAACUGAUAGCUCAAGGUCAAACACAGUGGAUACCUCAGAAGUAAGACAGAACAAGAGGCGACAAAUAACUAAAGUGGGGAAUAGUAUAAAAACAACUACUGCGAUCGGAAAUGAAGCACAACCCACUGAGGAGAUUCAAAUCAACAGAAAUGAUUCACAGCCCGGGAAUAAAGUUGAUACAGAUCACAUGGAUGUCGAUACAGUAACAAAACAGGAACCAGAUGAGCUAUUGGACGACUCCUUGAUGUUCAGUGAUGAUUUCCAAGACGAUGAUAUAAUAAACAUGGAGAGAAAAGAUCAGCCACGACCUGUGGAAAAAAAGGCGCCACAUGUCAAUGAUACAUCAACACCUGAAAACGCAAUGGAACCGAUAACCUUCGUGACAGCAAGGGCUGCAUCUUCCUUGCAGAACAAAAUACCCGUGACGCAUGAAAGUGUAUUUGAUCCAAAGUAUCAAGCCCAAUCGAUUAAACAUACAGUUGAUCAAACAACUUCAAAACAUGUGCCAACUACAGUUUUCAAAGAAAAGGGUAUUAAUGAUUCGAGAGAUACACUUUAUGAAAAAUUUGCGCCAAAGGGUAAAGAGAUUGGUUUAGCGAGUCCCACACUCACUAGCGACGCCAAGGAAGUAGCGCCUGGCUCGUCUACACCGAGUGCAUCUCCCCCCUCAGUCCCUUCUCCAGCUUUUCCAAGGUUUGCACCUCCUACAACUGCGUAUACAAAUGGUUCAGCGUCGAUCUCCACCGUACUAAAGCCUGCUAGAAGAGAAGUCGGGAGACCAAAACUUGGUCCUGUAUAUCAAAGAAGAGCAAAUCCUUGA